This is a messenger RNA of Scatophagus argus, 3210 nucleotides long. RefSeq names its product serine/arginine repetitive matrix 3 (gene srrm3). Bases 584 to 2527 code for a protein of 647 amino acids. Lineage: Eukaryota; Metazoa; Chordata; Actinopteri; Scatophagidae. Gene Ontology annotation, molecular function: mRNA binding. The transcript is spliced from 14 exons. The record is from RefSeq and is a predicted model, not a curated record.
GCAAUUCAUAGAACAUCACUCCUGAGUUCACUGAUGUACAGGUCUUUUCACUGCAGACAUGUUGACUCAACAUUAGGUGAAGUACAGGUGUUGCUAAAAAUGUUAACAAUAGCUUUGUUCUACCUGCUAAAAUAUUUAAAAAGGUCGUCUGUGGACUCUUUCUGGGCUAUGACGUGGGUAAACUGUCCCACUUUGGCCCUUGGUCAGGACAAACAGAAAAGUAUGGGAAUCACCACGCUAGGUGACGCUAUCCAAGUGCGCUUGACUGCAUUUCGCUGUGGUCUGCCAAUUCUCCUCCGGACUGACAGAGGGCGCUGUGUUGCAGGCUAGGCCAGAGAAGCGCAGUGUGGAGUUUUUUUGUUCCCAGAUCUCCUCGGUGCGCUGUCCACUUCAGCACCACAAGCCGAGCAGAGGCAGCGGGCUAGCUAACACCGAAGAGCAAGAUACCGAAGACACGGCUCAACAUCAGCACCAGCACCGACCUGAGCCUCAAAUACAGAAACUACCGUAAGAUACCCACCGAUAUCCACCAGAAACACCGACGACAACGAGACAAAAGACUGCAGAAAAGAGUUCAGUAAUCAUGUAUGAUGCUGCAAGAGUGCCAUCUCCUAAGGAUGGUGCAAACGGCAUGGCCCAGCCCGUGGUCCCCGGAGUAGGAGCAGGAACAGCUGCAGGACCAGGAGGGGGGCCGACACCGAGUGCAGCCCUACAAACUAAAGCUGAAGAAGGACAUCCAGACAUAGAAGAGGAAGAGGAGGAGCCCACAGCAGAGCCUGUCCUGGUGAAAAAACCACACAGAGAGAUUCUGGAUCAUGAGAGGAAGAGGAGGGUAGAACUCAAAUGUAUGGAGCUCCAGGAGAUGAUGGAAGAGCAAGGGUACACAGAAGAAGAGAUUCGACAGAAAGUGAGCACAUUCAGACAGAUGCUGAUGGACAAGGAGGGCGUCAUCACCAGAGAGGGCUCUCACACACAGCCAGUGGUCAACCACCUGCACUAUCAGCCUGAUGAGUAUGGAGAGGAGUUGGUUGGCUAUGAAGAUGGAAAUUAUGACCAUGAUUACCAUAGUGACAGCAGAGUGAAGAGGAAAUCGAGCAGCUCUCCUUCCCCUCGUCCAAAGAAAAGGAAGAAGAAGAAAUCUGGACGCCGAAGGAGUCGGUUUGGCAGUUCCUCACCCACUCACAGAGAGAAGAAGAAAAAGAGUGGGAAGAAACACAAGCGAGACAGAUCAGCAUCUGGCUCCAGGAAAAAGAGGAGAUAUAGAUCAGGCAGCCCAAAGAACAAACACAAAGACAAGAACAAACAGAAAAAGAGGUCCCCUGCUGAGACCCCCAGUAGGAGUUCACAGCGUCAAGGCAGCUGCUGUAGCUCCCGUAGCGCCUCACUGUCCUCCACUCGGAGCACCUCCAAAUCUCCUGCCAGACUGAACUCCAAGCACAAGAUGGACGGACAAAAGGCGUCCAGCACCGCGCUGUCCCCGAACCCCAACACUACAACACCGUGGCACAACGGGGACCACUCCCAGCGAAGCCGCAACGGCAAGGCCGGCAGACUCAGCCACACCGAGGGCGUGAAAGGUCACGAUAAGCUCCGUCUGCUGACCGCUAGCUCUGCAAACAUCCAGUCCACUCUGCUGAGAGAGCACAAGCUCCACAGCGCCCCCAGCAGGAGCCAAACAAGACAAGUGGUGCCAGCAGCAGAGGCUGGGGGUGUGGAUGGCAGGAACACAGCUGUCGGGAGCUCCGUAAGCCAGACGUCGGGGCGGAGAGGGAGCCAGAGAGGCCAGAAUAAGAGCUCCCACUCCCCUGCUCACAGCAGCGACUCGGCCCACUCCCAGCACGCUCACAGAGGGAGGAACGCUCGUCACCAGAGAAAGACAAAAGGUGGCCACUCUUCCAAGCGUCACCACCGCUCUAGUCGGGGUCAGACACACCACCGCAGCCCGUCAGCAUCUCCAGGACGCCACUCGCACACGUCAGGCAGGAAGAAGGAGGACUCUCGUAACAAGCCCAACCUCCGACAGCGGAGCAGCUCCUGGAGCAGCGGGCGUUCAUCAUCGCGCUCCGCCUCCAGGGACAGAGGCCCCAGCAAGUCCCCACCCAACAGACAGAACAACUCCAGAGAGAGGGACAGCCCCAACCGCUCUGACACCGACAGCCGAGCUCGCCGCCGCUCACGCAGCUACUCACCCAUUCGUAAAAGAAGACGAGAUUCGCCCAGCUUCAUGGAGGCUCGCAGGAUCACCAGCGCUCGGAAGCGGCCGAUCCCGUACUACCGUCCCAGUCCAUCGUCGUCCAGCUUCGACAGCAGCCCGUCGCGGUCCAGCCGCAGCCGUAGCCGCAGCUACAGCAGCUACAGCCGCAGCAGAAGCCACAGCCGAAGCCACAACCGGAGCCACAGCAGAAGCCGGAGCCGGAGCUGGAGUCGGAGCCGCAGCCGGAGCCGGAGCUGGAGCCGCAGCAGGAGUCGCUCCCGCAGUCACCACAGUUACUACAGCCGCAGCAGCUACGACAGCCCCGGCUUCUGAGCACAACAGACAGCACAGAAAGGAAACGCAAACAAACAGGGGAGCAGUCCUGAUAAAUUUGCUGUGCUCCGGUUCACUCAUGAUGUAUCUGUAACAGACUGCUGCACAGUCCAGGGCCAUGGUCCCUCGCUAAUACAGAGCCUGGAUCAAAGAGGAGAAAUGUAUUUUGAUAUAGCACAUUACUAUGAAAUUGGCUGUCACUGUUCAUGUCUUCAAAUAUACAAGGUAUUAAAGGAAAUGGGUUACCACGUCAAAAGUUAAUUUGGUAGAGCCCAAAGAACAAAUCUUGCUGUAUGUUAGCACUUUCUUUCUCUUCUUCCACAAAGCAACCAAAAAUGAAUUCAUCAAAAACUGUAUACUAUAAAUAUAUAUAUAUAUAUAUAUAUAUAUAUAUAUAUAUAUAUAUAUAUAUAUAUAUAUAUAUAUAUAUAUAUAUAUAUAUCUUAACAAUAGCAGCUGAGUAGAAGACAGAAAGAGGACACAUCAAUGGCUUACUGUACAUUUCAGAGAAUCUGACCUUUUUUUCCAUCAUCAUGUACUCAUGUCCCCAAAGGCUUCCAUUCCAUCGAAGCACAGAGAUCAACGAAAAUGAGAACAAAAAGAGGAGUCUGCAGAUGGAAUAGGAAGCAAAACAGAAAAGGAACUUUUUUUUAAUGACAGAAAUUGUAUUGUAUAGGUUUGUC